UGACUCGCCCCCUGCUGGUCAGGAGGACCCCACAGCACCUCCAAUCUCCUCUGUACAACCUGCCGGCCCAAGCUUGGCAGCUAGUGAGGCAACAGGAGGGUAAGUUAUCUUUCACUAUAACAGGAAGCUAUGAUUAGACAUACUGUCCCAACCAAGGGCUGUUACAAAAACAUUCAAGUACAGAAAGAUGGGCUUAGGAGCAAACAACAUACAACAACACAGAGUGAAGCACUCAAAGAGACUGUAUUGAGAACUCAAAGCCUGGGCUUCAUCUCGUCACCUUGUAGGCUGCAUUCCAGAUUGUUAUUCAGCGCAAUCGGAAGCGUUUGUAAAUACCAGGGGACAAAGUGUUCAUUCCCGUGGGCUGCCUGCAGAAAGACUCUCUGAAUCCCUGGAAUUUGAGAUCUGCCUCACGAUUGCUGUGGAGCAUUGUUCCUGCACAUUAGUGCUGUUUAACUGUAUUAUCAUCCACAGGGGAUAUAGUGGAAACGAGAUAUAACACAAUAUUAUGCAUCAUUGUAUUUUAGCUUUGAAAUCGGUCUGAGUUGGAUUCAUGAAAUACUGAAUUUGUGCUGGGUUUUAUAUUUUAAGAUGUUAUUAUAAACAACUUCGACAGACUGGAGUUAUACAGUCAGAAGGUUCAAGCCUGUGUACAUAUUUGCUCAUUUUUAGAUAGUAUAAGGAGAUUAAACUUUGACAGUAUGUUAACAACCCAACAAUUCUCACUUAAAGCUGUACUGGAUUUCUCUUUUACUCUUUAAAUUUUUUUUGUUUAAAAAAAAAAAAAAAAAAAAACUAAAGAAAGAUGUGAACAAUUUGAAACAAAGAUAAUUAAUUGGUUCGAAAAAGGGUGCAGGACAGAAACACAGACAUCAUCAAUAUUUCUGCUUUGAAACAUUAUAAAAAAAAAAUAAAAAUAAAACAUGUUACCAGUGAAGCUUUUGUUCCAUUUUGUGAGGAUGUGCUGGUAACCAAAGCAAAACUUGUAAGUGCUGCGUCAGCUUUUUCAGCUUGUUUUUCCCUCAAAGUGAACCCCCACGGGCACUUAUCAAACUAGGCAAACUGUUUUCAUUUGUAUCUCUUAAAGCAGAAGCUGUGGCAAUACUGUAGGAGUGCUUCAAUGAGUACUGAGAAAUGCUUUAAAACCCAUCUUGUUAAUUAUGAUUAAUACUACUAACAUUAUCCUUGUGCUCCCUGGUCUUGUUUUCAAAUCAAUUGCUAUAGCUGUAAAGUGCUGCUGCUUCAUGGUUCCAAAUCAAAUGCUGUGCUUUAACACACUGUAAAGAUUUAAUCAUAUGAAUGCAUUCAAAUACUCUUUUAAAUGAGAAAAAACAUUUAAAAGCUCUGUUGAACUGACACGCACAAGCUCAGACAUGACACUAACCAACUCUGUAGGAACUGGACAUGAAAAAGCCUGACAGGAUUUCAGAACAAAACAAACAGCUGACCAAGGCAAGGUGGGUCUAACCAACCCCGUCCCUGGAAACACCCAGCAUUCCUCAUUGGCAGACCUUGACCACACCUCCCUGAAAAAUGAUCCUCACAGGUGUGGUCAAUCAGAACCUCACUGAUGUCAAAAUGACCAUGUUUCCCAUUUUGUUAGUCUCUGCUAAAGUUAUUACAUCUCCAUAGGGCUUAAAGGACUGGUACGUUUCACUGUAAAAAAUGAUAAUGUACUAUGAUUUCAAAGGAUGUACCCCAUUAAAGGCCUGUGGUAUACUCAAUUUGCAUACACACAGCAGCAUUUGCCUGUUGCCAUGGUCUCAAGUGAACCAAACUAACCGGCUCAAGGUAUUUUUAACUAAAUUCUCCUUUUGUUUUGCUCUUUAAUGAAAGCAAUAUUUUAGAUUAGCGGUGGCCCAAGCUGGUUCUUCCAGUUCUGGUCUUUGUUCCAACCCUGUUCUAAAUGGUUUAAUUGAAUCAAUCAAACUUCCAUCCAGACCCUGAAGCAGUGGAUUACCUCAUUUUACUUGUUAAACCUGGAGUGGAAUGGCCCUCCAGGAUUGAGAUUGGACCACCCCCCCUGCUUAAGUUAGAGCAACAGGCACAACUUGUAAAUCAAUUGUAUUGUAUUAUACUGUAGUUCAGUAUAAUUGAUAUCAGUCUGGUUGCAUGAUUACAGACUGCAGUUACUUCCUAUAAAAAUGACACAAAAGGGAAGAUGGAUGAGGCAGUGUGUGUAAAAUGACCUACUUUUAAUCCAUGACUUGCACUUACAGAUAUAGAUGAGAACCAGAUGGAAGUGUUAUGAAUCUAUAAAAAAAUGAUAAAUUAAUAAUUCCCUCUGUAAAAUCAGACCAAGCUAUACAUUUGUUUAAUGCCCAUUUAUGUGGACUAAAAUCAUUUAAAUUGUGCGAAACUGGAAAGAAACUGCUCACAUCAACUCACAAAACCCAUUUUAAUCUCCUGUGAUCCAUUCAGUUGAUUCCUCCGAGUACAUCUGCAUUUGCUGUGGCUUCAAAAUAGCAUCCAAACAAUAGAACUUUCCUUUAAACAACAGCUUGUGCAAAUUGGCCUAAUAAUAUUUCAUUACAAUCAAUUGUCUUGCAUAACAAGUCCAUCCUGUUCAAGCUGACAAAGUAAUACCUAAUAUAGUCUUUGCUUUGUUUAAAAAAAAAUGUAGAAGUUCAAACUUGAGCAGCAUCUUCCCUUGUUGCAGUUCAUUCUCUAAAUUCAGUACCUUAAGGGUUAACAUUGCAGAACACCCAACCUGACCUUUUACCUUCCUCCUGCUUAUUAUAUAUUCAUGAGGUCUCCUGGGCCCACCUUCCAAGGGAAGAAUCUGCAACAAUACAGGCACUUCUGGGAUCUGUGGCAAAUACAAGAUAGAAAACAACAAUAAAUCUGAAAAGGAUUGCUUUGGUAUACAACAAACUCACCAUCAGGACUAUUAACUCCUGCCAUGCCAGCAGCAUGUACAAGAGACUGUCUUGGAGAGGCAGAGUUUCAACUUCCACUGAACCAAAGAUUUCAGAGCAAGAGGAGGCUCCGGGAGUCUCUAAGGACAAAUCAGAGGGUCUUUCCUGGAAGAGAAACAGCAUCUAUGAUGCCCAGUCCACGCCAGCAGUGGAGCCUGGGACAGAGAGCCCUGAAGUGAUCUAUGAUGAUGUUCCUUGUGAGAAUAUCCAGCCCAAGACAGAAGAUGAGCUGGUCUAUGAAGACGUGCAGCACGAGGAGGAGCCAGGCCCCCAGGAUGGCUGGAGCACCAGUGAGUUCGAGAGCUACGAUGAGCAGUCUGAAGAGGAGAGUGAGAGCAAGCUCUCCGCGCGCAGCAAGCUCUCCCCAGACGUGCGGGGCCUGAAGGAACGGUGCGCCCGGACCAAGCGCGAGCUUCUUGCUAUGAGGCUGGGGCGCCGUGACGUCAGCCAGAUAAAACAGAGCUAUGACUGGAAGGUACAUCAGCUAAUGAAAGCCGCCAGAAAUGGAACGAAAGACGGACUGGAAAAGACAAAAAUUGCUGUCAUGAGAAAAGUCCCCUUCUUACUGAAGAAGGAUAUUCAAGAUGAGAUGGAGGAUGACGCUGGCUACCUGGAUGUUGCCCUCUCAGAGUCCAAACACCCCCCUCCCGAGCUGUGCCCCAUGCCAGAUGGAUUGACCAAUCAGCAGAUUAUAAGACGUCACAUCCUGGGCUCCAUCGUGCAGAGUGAGCGCAACUACCUGGAAUCACUCAAGAGAAUCCUGCAGGAGUACCAGAAGCCACUGCUGGAGUUGGAACCGCGCAUGCUGAGCACAAAGAAGGUCCGGCUGGUAUUCUUCCGCCUGCGUGAGAUUCUGCAGUGCCACUCCAUGUUCCAGAUCGCACUGUCGUCCCGCGUGGCCGAGUGGGACCUCAAUGAGAUGAUAGGUGACCUCUUUGUGGCAUCGUUUUCCAAGUCCAUGGUUCUGGAUGUGUACAGCGAUUACGUCAAUAACUUCACGAAUGCCAUGGCUCUGAUUAAAAAGGCUUGCAUCUCCAAACCUGCUUUCCUGGAAUUUCUCAAGAAAAAGCAGGCUGCCAGUGUAGACCGGAUCACUCUGUAUGGCCUGAUGGUGAAACCCAUCCAGAGAUUCCCCCAGUUCAUCCUCCUGCUGCAGGACAUGCUGAAGAACACUCCAAAGGGACAUCAGGACAGGCUGCCUCUGCAGCUGGCCCUCACGGAGCUAGAGACACUGGCUGAGAAACUGAAUGAGCAGAAACGCGUGGCCGACCAGAUUGCAGAGAUCCAGCAACUAGCCAAGAGCGUCAGUGACCGAACGCUGAACAAGCUGCUCAGCGCAGGCCAACGCCAGCUCAUCCUGUGCGAGACUCUCAUUGAGAUGGUGUACGGGGAUCGGGGGCAGGUCCUCAAGUCCAAGGAGCGCAAAGUGUUUCUCCUCAAUGACACCCUCAUCUGUGCCAACAUCAACAUCAAGGGGCCCCCUGACCUCGGCAGUCUUGUUCCCAUUGGGCUGAAGUACACCAUGAAGUGGAGCGCCCCCUUGCUGCAGGUGCAGGUGGUGGAGGUGGGGCAGGAGGGCAGUGUCCAGAACCAGGAGACAAUGUUCCAGCAAUGUGGGGCCAGGAGACCCUCUGGCACAAGCAUCACAGGCAAGGUGUUCCUGGGGCCCCCCAGACUCUACCAGGAGCUGCAGGAGAUGCAGCAUGACCUGGAUGUGGUGGAUCAGAUUUCCCAGCUCGUCCGCACGCUGCAGGGAACCUAUCAGAACCUGAACUCUGCAGUGUCCCAGGACUGGAGCCUGUCCCUGCAGAGGCUCAUCCGCAUGAAGGAGGAUGAGAUCCAGACCGCUAACAAGUGCCGCCUGCGGCUGCUGGUACCUGGGAAGUCAGACAAGUCUGGACGGCCGGUCAGUUUCAUGGUGGUCUUCAACACUCCCAGCCCCCUCAGUAAAAUCUCCUGGGUCAACAGGCUACACCUCGCCAAGAUUGCACAGAGAGAAGAGAAUAUGCCAGGCUGGUUCUCCGCGGAGGAUGAUGUAAAGACCAAAGCCCCUUUUUGGUGCCCACUUCUUGCCUGCCGUGUCCCGGUUUUCCCUUCAAAAGCUCAGGAAAUGAAACUGGAAGCUGCCCUCCAUAAUCCGGUCCAGUGUGCACUUCUGGGGUUUUCCGCUGCCAGUACUUCCCUACCACAAGGCUACCUCUGGGUGGCCAGUGGGGGUGAUGUUUCUCACGGUCAGGUGGAGAUCUUCUCCCUCAACAGGUCUACUCCCCGUGCUGUCAAAUCCUUCCAGGUGGGGGCACCAGUGCUGUGUCUGGAGUAUGUUCCUGAGGAGAGCCAGUCCGAGGAGGGGGAGAGUGGGGCUGCUGAACGGACCUCCAUGUUCGGCAACACAAUCUGUUUGGGGCUACAGGAUGGCAGUAUCCUAGUUUAUGGCAGUGUGGACACGGCCGCCCAGUGCCUGCUAACCUUCCGUAACCCCGAGGGAUGCCCGGUGCUGUGCCUGAAACAUUCCGGCAACUUCCUGUUCGCGGGGUUGAAGGACGGGAAGGUUGUCGUCUACAGACGGAAGAGCAGUGAGAAGCUGUGGGAUCCAGAGUCCCCUCGCUGCUCAAGUAUCGGCACAGAGCCGGUCCGCAGGCUGCUGGCUCUGGAGGACACUGUGUGGGCCAGCUGUGGAAACAGGAUCAUUGUCAUUGAAGGAGCCACCAUGAACACCCUGGGUUUUGAAGCACACCAGGACAAGGCGGUGAGCGUGGCCCACAUGGCGCGCGCCGGGGGCGGGGUUUGGAUGGCGUUUUCCGAGGGCUCGUCUAUCCGCUUGUUUCACACCGAGACGCUCGAGCCCCUCCAGGAAAUCAACAUCUCCGCCCGCACCACCUUCCUCGGCCCAGCUCAGAAGAGCAUGCGGGUGACCAGUCUGCUGGUUUGCCAGGGGUUACUGUGGGUCGGCACUUCCCAGGGAAUCAUAGUCACACUGCCAGUGCCCAAGCUGGAGGGCAUCCCCAAAAUAACAGGGAAAGGAAUGACCUCUCUCAACGCUCACUGCGGGCCGGUGGAUUUCCUGGUGGCCACCUCUAGCACGCUGUCCCCACAGCUGCUCAAGAGGGACUCCAUGGGGGAUGAGGUGGACUCGCCUAGUCGGGGGGAGGGCAAGACCAACACCUCCUCCCAGGAAUCCCUGCACCAGGUCAAUGGCAGCUCCAGGAGGGAGGGCAAGGGCCAGGGGGUCCUGCUGCAGUACCGCCUGCGCUCCACCUCCCAGCUCCCUGGCAAACCCCUGAGCAGCAAACCAGAGGGAGCGUCGGACUCGUCUCUGGAGUCCCUGGAGCACAGUGUGGAGGACGGCUCCAUCUACGAGCUCAGCGAGGACCCAGAGGUGUGGGUGCGAGGCAGGCCCUCAGCCCGGGAGGGGGGCCGGAAAGAUAGGGUCACUUCGGCUGCCGUCAUCUCCGGGGGGAGAGGCUUCCGUAGCCUGGGAGGGGGUGGCGAGAGCAGCACAGGCAGAGAGUCAGAGAGCAUUCUCAUGGUUUGGCAGCUCCCUCUCACUGUGUAGGCAAGGGCCUGUAUGCUACAAGGAAACUGUGCAUCAGUCACUCUCGCUCCAAGCCAGAUGCAGAUGGGGUCUCCAUAGCCUCUGGAAAGAGGCCCCCUGGAAUUCAAUAGGCUGUGCUCCUGGAACAGGUAUGGGGUGGUGUAGCUGGCACCCGUAGGGAGGACACUGAUGCUAUGAAAGACAGCACAGUACCUGUAAUGAGAGUGGACUGGGGUAAUUAUGAUCUGGGAAAAUUUUAAAUAUGUGAUUCCACUACCCAAUAUUCGGUUAUAUGAACCAUUGGGUGAACAAUGGGUGCAAGAGGACGGUGUCAUAGGGUCUGUGUAUUUUCUUUAUCACACUGUCAUCAUCCCCUUUAAGCCACACCCCUUUACACCAGACUACGCCCUAUAUAAGUCUACCCCUCCCACUUUCAUCAUCUGAUGGAUCUUGAUCUAUUCUAAUUCCUCCAGAAAUGCCCCACAUUGACCACACCCCUUUCAAGUUUGACACCUGGUAUCUUUCACAAAUGUUACAAACAAAAAGUGCAAUUUAUUGCACAGGGAAAACCAACACCCACAAAAGUAAGCAAACAAGUAGGCUUUUGUUUAUUGUUCUGUUCUACAAAGAUUACUGAGGCGAAUUGUAUUGCCGUCAUUAGCUGAUUUUCUGUCUUCAGUGGUUUAAUCAACCAAGUUUGUUUUAAUUGGUU
This is a messenger RNA of Polyodon spathula (Mississippi paddlefish), 7162 nucleotides long. RefSeq names its product rho guanine nucleotide exchange factor 10-like protein. The coding region runs from base 2914 to 6471 and encodes 1185 amino acids. The record is from RefSeq and is a predicted model, not a curated record. Lineage: Eukaryota; Metazoa; Chordata; Actinopteri; Acipenseriformes; Polyodontidae. Gene Ontology annotation, biological process: SREBP signaling pathway; positive regulation of stress fiber assembly; actin cytoskeleton organization. Gene Ontology annotation, molecular function: guanyl-nucleotide exchange factor activity; protein binding. The transcript is spliced from 26 exons. Gene Ontology annotation, cellular component: cytosol.